Saccoglossus kowalevskii is the source of this 4129-nucleotide messenger RNA. RefSeq names its product cilia- and flagella-associated protein 251-like. Gene Ontology annotation, molecular function: protein binding. The record is from RefSeq and is a predicted model, not a curated record. NCBI's taxonomy places the organism in Eukaryota, Metazoa, Hemichordata, Enteropneusta, Harrimaniidae. Gene Ontology annotation, cellular component: motile cilium.
GGCAUUACGGAGACUGCGCAGUAAGGGCAUAAACAGAGUUGCCUUGGAGACUCUUGCUGAGCUCGAGCUUGAUUUAGUGCAGUCACUACAACAUGGCUGACAACGACAACGAACCAACUACCGCCGCUGAUCAAGCCGUUGAAGAAAUCAGUGGGGAAGCACAGACACAUACAGACCCUGAACAGGCUGAGGAGGGAAUAGCUAAAGUGUCUGUUGACGAAGGCGAUCGUGAAUCAACCAAACAAGAUGAAGCGGAACCUGAGACAACUGGCGAAGAAGCGGGUACGGGUGGUGUUGGCGAGUCUGAUGCUGCCGAACCGGUGGUUGAAGGAAAUGUUGUUGAAGGCGAGGACACUAAUCAGAGUACUGGUGACGGUGAACAACAACAAGUAGAUCAAACUCAGGAAAAUACAAAUAUAAACCAAGCUGGGGAUGAUGGUAAUGCAGAUACGACACAAAAGGAAGAUCCCGCCGAAGAACAACAAGCGCCUGCAGAAUGUUUGCCACAAGAGGGGACAGAGGUCGGUGAAACGGUACCCACUGACGGUGAACUCCAUACUGAGGAUGCUGAUGAGGUAGUAGCAUCCGUUGUUGAUGGAAAUGACGACACCGUCGAGCAACAAAUGGAAGCCGACGUGACUGCUAAUGAAGGUGAGCAAGAUGGGGAUGUGGCUGGAGAUGGUGAUCAGAAUGGCCAAGAAACACAAGUCGAGGAGGGUGGAGUAGACGGAGAGGGGGAGCAGCCACCAACUGAACAGGAUAUGGAAGAUCAACAAAUGCCAGCCCAAGUGACAACACCAGCACCAGUGGAUACUGGACGACAUGUUGUUACACCGACUGAUGGGGAACAACUUGAUGCAGUUGAUGAACACACUAUUGAAUCUGAAUCAGUAAAGCCUGAGGAGCCUGGGCCCAAUGCACUAAAUUUGACAUGGUCUUUUGGUGUGAACAGGAACAUUGCAGCGAUAAAUCUGACAGAUGGACAGAGGAAAGCCGUACUCUACACAUGUGCACACAUUGCUGUCAUAUAUGAUCAUGUAGAAAACACACAACAGCUUUUACAAGGACAUUGUAAUAACAUUUCCUGUACGUGUGUUAGUGAAGAUAAAAGAUGGGUUGCCACUGCUGAUAAAGGUCCAAAUAGUACAGUUAUUAUGUGGGAUUCACAUACAGGAAUCCCAGUUCAGACAUUGUUUGAUGCUCACCCAGAUGGUGGAGUUUCUGGUAUGACUAUGACUCCAGAUGCCAAGUAUUUGGCAACUCUCAGUGCCAAUGGCAAAAAGCAAACUUUCGCUAUUUGGGACUGGACGACUGAUAGCGAGACACCGAUUUGCACAGCAGAGUUAGAUGAGAGUUAUGGCUUGCAGACAUACGUUCAGUUUAACCCAGAAGACAUAACGCAGAUUGUUUCCAAUAGUGACCAGCAAGUUAUUUUUUAUUCCUGGAAAAAUGAUAAGAUUGAAUAUUUUGCACCAUCCCUGACAGAUCAAGAUUUCAACCGCGCUGUGGGUAAUUAUAGCAAAUCUAUCUUUGUAAGUGGUACUACCAAGGCAUAUACAGCUACAUCAUGCGGUAACAUUGUAGUAUGGGACAAUAACAGACCCAUAUCAGGACCGCCAAGCCUGGAACCAUCUCCUAAUAAAAAAGCGUUCAAGCUUGUACGAUUGCAAGAACGUGGAAUCACUGUUUUGACAACAACAGACAAUUAUGUUGUAACAGCAGAUGUCCUCGGCCAUGUCAAAUUCUAUGAUUGGCAUCUACGCAUGUCUAAUUGGUACAGUGAUUUUGAUGUGGGACCCAUCAACUCUUUAUCCUUUGAAUAUCUCCCAGAGUUCUCAUAUGAAGCAAAAGCAGACAGUAACUACCCUCCCGAUGCCACUAUUUAUUCUAAACCAUUUGUAACUCGUGAUUAUAUGAUUGGAACUUCCACGGCUGUUAUCGCACACGUGGUAGCCGACGGGACUAGUCUUAAGGUGAUACAUAGAGAACAUGAUGCUGCAGUUCACGCUGUAGCCACACAUCCAUCCAAACCAUUUGUCUGCAUUGGUAGCUACGCUGGAUAUGUCAAAGUCUGGAAUUAUCUUAAAAAGGAGGUGGUUGUUCAGCGUAGGUUUCCUAGAGGAUGUUUGGUAAGAUGCCUGACUUACGAUCCUCAAGGUGCUUAUAUAGCUGUCGGUUUUACCAAUGGUAGUGUUCGAAUACUGGAUGCAUUGACUUUAGAUGAUGAGUGCCCGGAACCGUUUCGAUUUUCACGAGAUGUUGUAAUACAGUGUGCUUUCUCACAUGAUUCUGAGUGGUUGGCAACGGCGGAUGCUGAUUACUGUGUGAGCGUUUUCAAAGCCCAGCCAUAUAACGAGCAGGAGCCGUGGAUGUACUUGGGUAAACAGAGGGCGCACUACAAGCCUGUCAGAGGGAUCAUGUUUGGUCGAACAUUGGAUUCGGAAGUUCCUCGCUUGCUGUCUGUCGGUGAAGAUAGAACACUGGUUGAGUAUGCCAUCUUUAGCAGCACCACUGAUAACUUACAACUCAUCAGUUCAGACAGAAUUGAACAGAGUGCCAUUCCUCAGUGCUUCACCAUGUAUCCUCCAAUCACAAAAGAGAACUUCCUCUUGUUAGCCAAUGACCAGUAUAAAUUCAAGCUUUAUAACUCUACAACUAAGAUGUGCCGGAAGACGCUACUUGCACCAACAUAUGGAUCACCACUUCAGCGUAUGGAGGUGUUACCAACAGAGGGCGCUGUUGAUAGUAAACGCUAUUUAGCAUACAUCACCAAUGAUAAAGUUGGCCUGCAUUCUAUGCCUUUGGACGGCAACCCACACAAUGCCAUGGCAUUAAUAGCCCAUCCUGGCAAGGUGGUAAACUUAGCUUGUAGUUAUGACGGUAAACAUGUCUUCACUGCAGGUGGUACCGACUCCUCGGUACAUAUGUGGAACGUUAAUCUAAUGGUUCUCGAGGCUGGUAGCAAACUCGGUGGAGAAGACCUGAUUCCGUUCUAUGGUCUGUUAGAGGGCGGUAGAGAAGGUGAACUAUUUGCAGAACUUGAAGACUAUUUUUAUUAUGCACAGAUUAGAAGUCAAGGAGUUGACACGAUGGAUUCAAGAGAAAUCUCAACUAAGAUUCCUCUCACGGAAGUACCGUUUGUCAUGAGAGCACUUGGAUUUUAUCCCUCAGAGCAGGAGAUAGAAGACAUGCUGAAUGAAGUGAAAUUCAGCCAAUAUGUGGAAACGGGAAAAUAUGUAACUGACAUCGAUCUUGGCGAAUUUAUAAAAUUGUAUGUGAACCACAGACCAGCAUUUGGGCUUUCCAUCAGCCAACUGCAGAGGGCGUUUGAAGUGCUGGGACUCGAUGAUGGAACAGGUGUCCCUGCCAUAGAUCGGGGUGAACUGCUGGAUUUAUUGCAAAGCAAAGGUGAACAUAUGACAGAACACGACCUUGCAGAGUUCCUGACCACACUUCUAGGAUAUAAUCCAGAGGGAGGUAGUUCAGAGCUUGGAUUGUACGAUCCAGCAAAUGCGGGUGACAUUAUUGAAGACAAUUUGCCAGAGAGCAUAAAUUCAGAUAUGUUUGCCAGUCAAGUGUUGGGAUUUGGUUACGAUGAAUCGGCUGAACAGAGAGCUCGACAAGAGAGUCCAACAGACGUAAAGUCGCCCGCUGAAGUAAUGAUGAUCCACUAAAAGCUGUCCCUACACGUGGAAUAUGAGAAAUUGAACAGUGUGCACAACAAAAAUAGUUGCGAGAAAUUUCACAGUUGAAAACAAAUUCUAGGUUUUUUUUGUUUUAAAUAAGUUUCUUCAGGUUUUGAAAUGUGUAAAUAAUGGAGUUCCCAUCAAGUGUACAUACAUUCCAGUAAUUUUGUGUAGAGAGUCCGGAUAAAGAAUUGACAAUUUGUGUGCAUCUUUCUUGUUCCAAAAGGUGGGUUUGGCUUUUAUAUUGUGGAUAUGGGGAAACAGAAUUUGGGGUAUUAAAAUACAAUUAAUUUCCAUGCUUUCUGUGUUGAAGAAAAUAAAUGAAAAUAGCCGCCCACUAAUAACAUGAUUUUUAUUUUUAAAAAUAAUUGCAUAAAAAUAUUGCUGAUGUAUUAUACUGUAUUCUUAUACUAUAUAUAUAAAAUAAAUAUUUCAAGUUUUAA